This is a messenger RNA of Linum tenue, 894 nucleotides long. Lineage: Eukaryota; Viridiplantae; Streptophyta; Magnoliopsida; Malpighiales; Linaceae. The record is from the annotation of a GenBank genome assembly.
UGGGAACAUGCAAGAUGAAUACUCCAAGUCAUUCAAAUACCAUAUACGACCAAACAACUCCAAGGAUAUAGAUGGAAUGUUUGCAUAUGAGCUUCACAAACUAGAUCAGCAAGGAAAUCCUAUUGAUAAGAGGAUUGUUAUGGUUGACUUUGUGGAGCGUAAGCUGAUUUGCUCAUGCAAGAUGUUCGAGAAGUGUGGAUGGCUUUGUCGCCAUGUGUUGCGCGCAAUAGAUCACCUCGGCUAUGGGGGACACCCAGAAAUCCUGAAUAUUCACACACGCUACAUCUUAAAGAGGUGGACAUAUGAUGCAAAAUCAGGAGAUUUCACACUACCGGCAAUACAAGAUACAACAGAGAGGGUGUACUGUUCAAGGGUGAAACAACUUACUGGAUCCAUGAAUUUGCUUGCAACACGCAUUUGUAUGGAUGAUGACAUAUACAAGAUGCUUGAGGAAGGAAUGCAAGAAUUGAAGAUUCGUGCUGAAUCCAUGAUGCCUGCCAUGAAGUUUGGCCAGCCUAGCACAAGCACGGAAGCAGAAUUGAAUCCAACAAGUUCAGAGAGUGAACCACAUUGGGCGAAAGCAUUAAAAGUCAGGACUGAUCCAUUUAAAUCAAGGACAAGGAGGAAGAAUCGUAUUGAAAUCAUUCGAGAAAAGAGAAGACAAACAAAGUUACAAGAAAGGGCAGCUGAAGGAAAGUAAAUACAUGAUACCUGCCAUGAAAGUAAAUACAAGCAGCAGAAAUGGAAACAAAGUGACAAGGAGAAGGAGGAAGAUUCGUAGUGAAAUCAUUCAAGAAAGGAGAAGACAAACAAAGAAAGGAGAAAUACUUGCCAUAUCAUAUAUUACUUGAUAGAUAUAUAGAUAAAUUUGAGUGAUUGCAUAGAUACACAGAU